AUGCUCCAAGAACUCCUUUCCCUCGCCCAAGGGCCCUACGCCCUACCCAUCCUGGCCGCCUCUCUUGUGGCCUACCUCUUGGUCUCCAUCACCAUCACCUACCGGCGCCUCUCCCACUUCCCGGGCCCCUUCCUCGCCUCCUUCUCCCCCCUUUUUAUGCUGAAGGUGUUGUUCUCGGGUCACCACGCCGACGGCUACAGCCGCCUCAACCAGCAAUACCAAUCUCCCCUCGUACGCAUCGGCACUACAGACCUCAUCACCGAUGACCCGGCCAUUAUCCGGCACAUGAACGGGGCCCGCUCUGCCUGGGGCCGAUCAAACUGGUACCGCGCCAUGACGCUCGACCCGCGCGGUGGUUCACUAUUCGAUGAGCCCAACACAAAGACGCACGACUUGUUCAAGGCACGCUUAUCUUUCGGGUACAGUGGGCGCGAGAACCCGGGUUUGGAAGGCGAUAUCGACGAGGUAAUCGGCAUGCUGAUUCAGUAUAUCAAGUCCCGCUACAUCUCGGAUGACGAGCGGGGCGUCCUGAAGAGGAUGGACCUGGCUAAGGUGACGCAAUUCUUCACUUUGGACGUGAUCACGCGCAUCGCGUACGGGAAGGAGUUCGGCUGGCUGAAGACGGACAAGGAUCAGUUUGAGUGGACGAGCACGGUCAUAAAGGCGGUGCCGGCCAAUAGCCUGAUAGCGGAACUCCCGCUGCUGCAGAAGAUCUUUUUGUCCAAGUGGUUCUUGCAGUGGUUUGGGCCGAAGCAUAGUGACGCGAAUGGUAUGGGGAGGGUCAUGGGCAUGGCGAGGGAGAUGGUGGCGAAAAGGUUUGGCGAGAAGGCGGAGGAUCGCAAGGACAUGUUGGGGAGCUUUGUUAGGCAUGGCAUUGAGCAGCAGGCGUGCGAGGUCGAGGUCCUGUUCCAAAUUCUAGCGGGCAGCGACACGACGGCAGUGGCGAUCAGGUCGACCUUUUUCCAUUUGGCGACGAGCAAGAAGGCGUAUGUGCGGUUGCUGGAGGAAAUCGACAGGGCGGUUAAGGAGGGGGAGGUUUCGAGCCCCAUCAGAGCCGAAGAGGCGAAGCACUUGGAGUACUUGCAGGCAUGCGUCUAUGAAGGACUGCGCAUGCAAGCACCUUUCUCCGGGUUAUGCAUGAAGUCACCACCCAAGGGCGGAGACUUCAUCAACGGCAUGUUCAUUCCCGAGGGCACUCGCGUUGGCCACAACUUUGGCGGCCUGAUCCGGAGAAGAGAUGUCUUUGGCGAAGAUGCCGACGUCUUCCGCCCCGAGAGAUGGCUGAAUGCCGAGCCGGCCAAGAGGCUGGAGAUGCAGCAGACCACCGAGAUGGUGUUUGGCUAUGGCAGGUGGGCGUGCUUGGGCAAGCCUGUGGCGCUGAUGGAGUUGAGCAAGGUGUUUUUCGAGUUCUUCCGUCGCUUCGAUCUCCAGCUCGUGGAGCCCAAGAACCCGUGGCAUGAAUUCAAUGUCAACAUGUGCUUCCAGUCCGACUUGUGGGUCAAGAUCACGGAGCGGUUCCCGGAGGGGGAGAAGGUCUAG
This is a messenger RNA of Neurospora crassa OR74A, 1539 nucleotides long. Its product is annotated as cytochrome P450 monooxygenase. The transcript has 2 exons. Gene Ontology annotation, molecular function: monooxygenase activity; heme binding; iron ion binding. Bases 1 to 1539 code for a protein of 512 amino acids. The record is from RefSeq and is a predicted model, not a curated record. NCBI's taxonomy places the organism in Eukaryota, Fungi, Ascomycota, Sordariomycetes, Sordariales, Sordariaceae.